UUCAUUAAAUUCUUCAGUUGGUCAAUACUAACUAGUCUCAGCUCACUAAAUGUUCUACAUGAAACAUUUCCUCAGCACACUUUCCUCAUGAAUGGCCUCAUUCAAGGUGUAAAGGGCAUAUUAUCUUUCCUGAGUGCUCCUCUAAUAGGUGCUCUAUCUGAUGUUUGGGGGAGAAAACCCUUUCUCAUUGGUACAGUCUUCUUCACAUGUUUUCCCAUCCCACUGAUGAGAAUCAGCCCAUGGUGGUAUUUUGCCAUGAUUUCCGUAUCUGGAGUCUUCUCAGUCACAUUCUCUGUGAUAUUUGCCUAUGUAGCUGAUGUCACUCAAGAGCAUGAACGAAGUACUGCUUAUGGAUGGGUCUCAGCCACUUUUGCAGCCAGUUUGGUCAGUAGCCCGGCCAUUGGAGCAUACCUGUCUGCCAGUUAUGGAGACGGCCUUGUUGUGCUAGUGGCUACAGUGGUGGCUGUUUUGGACAUCUGCUUCAUCAUAUUGGCUGUUCCAGAAUCUCUGCCAGAGAACAUGAAACCUAUUUCCUGGGGAACACAGAUCUCAUGGAAACAAGCAGAUCCAUUUGCGUCAUUGAAGAAAGUUGGGAAAGAUUCUACCGUUUUGCUAAUCUGUGUCACUGUAUUUCUUUCAUACCUUCCUGAAGCUGGACAGUAUUCCAGUUUUUUUCUCUAUCUCAGGCAGAUCAUAGGUUUCGGGUCCGUUAAAAUUGCAGCAUUCAUAGCUAUGGUAGGAAUUCUGUCUAUUGUGGCCCAGACAGUCUUUCUUAGCAUUUUGAUGAGAUCAUUAGGACAUAAGAACACUGUCCUGCUUGGCUUGGGCUGCCAGAUAUUCCAGUUGGCAUGGUACAGUUUUGGAUCUCAGGCCUGGAUGAUGUGGGCAGCAGGGACUGUGGCUGCCAUGUCCAGCAUCACAUUUCCAGCAGUCAGUGCCCUUGUCUCACAGAAUGCAGAGUCUGAUCAGCAAGGAGUUGCCCAGGGGAUCAUAACUGGCAUAAGAGGACUGUGCAAUGGUCUGGGACCUGCAUUAUAUGGCUUCAUAUUCUACAUGUUCCAUGUUGAACUCACUGAAAUGGAACCAGAAUUUAAUUCUAAUAAAGUUGUUAUGCAGGGAGCUGUCAUUCCAGGUCCGCCAUUUUUAUUUGGGGCAUGCAUAGUUCUUAUGUCUUUUGUGGUUGCUUUAUUUAUCCCUGAAUACAGUGAAGCCAGUGGAAUUCACAAACAUAGCAGCAGUAGCAGCAGCAACCUGACUAACACCCCACAGCGGGGCAUUGAUGAAGUCAUUGAGCCACUGUUACAAGACACCAGCAUAUGGGAACUCCCUUCCUUUGAGGAGCCUGGGAAUCAGUGCACUGAGUUGUAAAGUCAGCAGAAAGAUGAUUGUGCAAAUGUUGUCUCAGAGAGCCAGGGAGUGAGCCACACCGCAAGAAGACUUCGUAGU
Elephantulus edwardii (Cape elephant shrew) is the source of this 1446-nucleotide messenger RNA. It is a transcript of the gene HIATL1, whose product is annotated as hippocampus abundant transcript-like 1. The annotation marks the transcript as partial. Gene Ontology annotation, biological process: transmembrane transport. Gene Ontology annotation, cellular component: membrane. Lineage: Eukaryota; Metazoa; Chordata; Mammalia; Macroscelidea; Macroscelididae. The transcript has 12 exons. The record is from RefSeq and is a predicted model, not a curated record. Gene Ontology annotation, molecular function: transmembrane transporter activity.